Molecule: messenger RNA, 3652 nt
Organism: Chara braunii
Lineage: Eukaryota; Viridiplantae; Streptophyta; Charophyceae; Charales; Characeae
Source: the annotation of a GenBank genome assembly
ACGACGUGUUUACGAGUGUCUCCGUGCCCGUGUGUGUCGUUUGGCAUGUGCGCGUGGUGUGUAGGGUGCGUAAUGGAGGCGACCUUCUCGACACCACGAAUCACGGAGUCGAUGUUCUCGACACCACGGACCAUGAGUCCCGAGACGCACAUUUACUUGGCAGAACCGUUUCAUCCUUGUGCGCGAUCCGUGCGGUAUUUUAACGGUGUAACUACGAUCUACGGAGCGACCGCAGAGGACUUCGACGAGGACCCCUGGAUGACCGUCGUCCCGUGCAUGGACGGGCAUAUUGACGGCAGUCGACGAUGGUUCUACAUGAAAAAUGUGUACGGUUCGAAGGGGAACGUCGUCGUCGGUGCCAAGGGGGCGGUUCUCGACAUGUGUCUGUUCGAGGGGCUCGGAGCGGGUGCUGCAAACACCCCGUUCUACAACGACCUCCGGCGGCAGGGCGGGUUUGUUUUGGGUCGAGAGUUCUUCGACUUGUUGGAGGACAAGGACAUCGCUCUCGACGUCCCUUGCGAAGUCGGUCCCGACCUGAAACUGAUAAUGCCUUUGCAACUGUGCGGGGGUUGUGAGUCGAGCGAGGCAGCGGGCGAGGGGGGGGAUCUGGGUUCCGACGAGGCUACACAUGUGCAGCGGGAGGAUGCCAGAGAUGUACAAGUUGCCAAUCUUCAAGCUCGCACCACUGGCCUUCAAAAACCAACUCCCGGGACCAAGGCACAACGUCUGAAGCCGGAGGAGUGGAAGGACGAGCUGGCGGGAGAACACUACUACUACGUGGUGUGCGGGCAGCAUAACGCGGUUGCAACCCGGUCGUUGCUCGGGAGCGAGGUGGCCAAGAAGUACAAUUUCGAGCGGUGGCCGGCGCGAAUGCUUUACUUUUCGGACGACGACUUCGAAGGGUAUUUUCUUGUUAGUUCACAGGACAACAAGAAGGACCUGAAGGCGCCUCCCAGACAAUGGAAACUGUCUAUGAAAGACAUUCGGUGGCAGUGGAAGCAUGACGGCUGCCCGAGAGCUGUGAUGGGGAACCCUAGCGGGAAACAAGAUCAGAUUCGGGCUUGGCGCAAAAAGGAGAAAGAGGAGGGCGAUUGGUUCGUGCAAGUGCCCGACCCGGACGCGCAUUGUUGGAAAGCAAUGGAAUCACUCACGGACAAUGAGAAGUGUCACGUUCUUAAGAAGGUGCUUGCUUGCAAGGUCGUUUGGGUCCAGGCCGGCUCCCCGUCGUUGGCGAAGUUGGGGAAGCUCAGCGUGCAAGACAUGGUGCAGCUGGUGAAGUGCGACCUUGUGCUAGUCCGGUUGUGGAAUUACUACCAAUUCAAACACGAGAAGAGGCCGGACGCGGAUUGGAUCCAAAGGUACCCUUUCCUGAAAUUGAGGUCUGCAGUGUUCAGGAAGUUUGAAAGUCAGGGAUUGGAUGACGAGUUGUGGGAUAACAGCAGGAAACACGUUUCCGACUUGGCGCUGUUCAAGGACUGCCCGCCGUACAUGGGUUGCGACCAGGAAAACUCGAUUGAGGUGACGGAGAAGUUGGCGGGCCACAAGAAGUUGUCCGUCGACUGGAAAAACAAGGUUCUCUCCGUGUUGAAUGGGAGCAGACUGAAGAGCCGGAAGGUCACCCUUGCCGAAGGCAUUGUUGACAUUAAAUGGAAAGACACGGAGGACGUGACAUCCAUCGCGCCGUUCGCUAAUGACCCUUUGGAGGUGGACAUCAGGGGCGCAGAGCUGAAGGAAGCAGUGAUUGCCACAAAGAGCCACACAUUCGUCCUCGAUCUGUGCGAGCCGGUUGACCUCAAACUGUGGAAGGCCCAAACGUGGGAGACUUUGGAUUCCUAUCUUCAGACGUGGUGUCCGUCGCAUUGGACUCUCGUUGUUUUCGUGCCGCGGCAGCACAACCUCACGUUUCUCGCCAGCAUGCACCAUCUUUCUUUCAUGAAGUUGUUGGAAGGGAAGUGGGUGAGGAGAGUUCAGCAAAAGAAAAGCUUCCCCGUUGGGAACAAUUUGUACACGGAGGAAGACCACAUGUACAUCCUCUUCAAGGGUGACGAUCUGCGCGCCAACACGUCUGUGGUCUACGAGGGAAACCUGCCCAGGGGUGCCGCUGCUGCGGUGCGAUUGCCUCAGAGGGUCACCCAGACGGAUGUGUCCGAGAUUCCUUUUGUGCCUUGCGAUUGGUCGCUGGUGGCGUCGGAACGACAGGGCAGUGUCUACGGGGAUAUGGAACGCAAUCCGAUACAAUUUGUCGGUCUUUUUUAUUUCCUUGGCAAGAAGGGAGAGGGUGUCGUGUUCCUUGGGAAACCGCACACGCGAAGCGUCUGGGAUCUUCUGAAGGCCGGCCGGCACGUUGUCACGAUGGAAGGGAACGCCGAGCUCUUGCAAUUCACGAUGCAGGUGGUGAAAAGCGAGGUCAAUUCGGGCGGACACAAUUGUGAGUUCAUGGUCGUGAAGCCAACACGGGAUAAGGUAUGGAGCAACAAGACGGAUAUGUGGUUCAAGUUGAGCGAGAGGAAGAGGAACAAGAUAUACGAUUUCUUGUUCCUUCAAAUGCGGCCGAGGAAGGACACUGACGCCGAGUACGUCCGUCGGAAGGACCACAUGUUGGCACUGCUCAACAACUACCACUUCGCCUCCCGCAUGAACGCGAAGACGUUUCUCGAUAGGCUGCAGUCGCUGUACUUCGUGGAGUCCGAGGAGCAGUUAAAGUUAGUCAGUUACGCUUCCCUGAUCUCCACUGAUGACGAGGAAGCCACAAGUGUGGAGUUUGACGCCAAUGCGAAGGAGGAGGAGAGCGACAAAGAGAGCAUUGACCUGCAAUACGACCCACCUCUCGCGGACCACGGCAGAGGGUCCUCGUCGGCCGGUCCGUCACCGAGCGCUGCAGCCCUCGUGUCACCGUCGGCCAAACCGCCGCCGGGUACCACGCCGAUGAAGUUGCUGGAGACACUCAAAGCUCUGGCCGUCCCCCCCCCACUUUGCGUCCCGGGGUCCAGCGACACGGAGACGACGAAGUCUGCCGAGAUCCGAACUUCUUCGGGCGGGGGGUGUCGGCCAGGGAUUGUCGUGCCGUUGAGAGGGGCAGCGUGCACGGAGACGGAAGGGCGGUCCUCGGGAUUCAACACGGGUACCGCGGAAGGGGAUGAGUUUCGUGGAAGGGAAGUAGGGGAGAAAAUGGAGGAACGGAGGGGAGCGCAAGAAGGGGAGGAAGAAGGGGAGGAAGAAGGGGAAGAAGAGGAGGAAGGGGAGGAAGCGGGAGAAACGGAGCUACUUGAUUUGCUUGAAGGAAGGGAGGGUGUCGGAUCUGGAGACGACGAAGUGGAGCACAGUGAGGACGAUGCCGGAUCUGGAGAGUCGUCUGACGAGUUCGGACAACUGUACGGAGAGCAUCACGAGGAUGAUGUCGACGACGAUGCCACGGCAAUAGAGAUGGAGACACAGGUCGUUAGCAGCCUUUCCGCAGAGCCUGAAGAUUAUGCGGUCCGACCACUUACGUCUGCUGUCGACACCGCUUCGACGAGGCUUCCGUCGUUAUCAGCCCGUCUAAAACAAGUCGGCGUAUAAGCAUCGACGAAGUUAUCGACGAUAUCCUCGGCGACCACAACUUGUCUGCCCAUCCGUCCACAAUGCUUGACGUCAAUGAAACUGGCAACGUCAC